Clarias gariepinus (North African catfish) is the source of this 3314-nucleotide messenger RNA. RefSeq names its product leucine-rich repeats and calponin homology (CH) domain containing 2 (gene lrch2). Gene Ontology annotation, molecular function: protein binding. Bases 79 to 2271 code for a protein of 730 amino acids. The record is from RefSeq and is a predicted model, not a curated record. Lineage: Eukaryota; Metazoa; Chordata; Actinopteri; Siluriformes; Clariidae. The transcript has 21 exons.
UCUCUCUCUUUCUCACACUCAAAAAAAAAAAAAAAAACACCCUCGUUAUUAUCUUGAGCAUUUAUUUCCUUUAAGAAGAUGGCGGCGAGUCAGGGAGGAGCGGUACCCGCGACGGUCCUGCAGGGCCAUCACUAUCCAGCCGGACCGCACUGGAGCGCGAAUGGCGCGCCCGCGCACCCGCAGCCGCCGCACACCGCGCGCAGCCUGGACCGCGCGCUCGAGGACGCCGCGAGCUCCGGCGUGCUGAACAUCAGCGGCAGGAAACUGCGCGAUUACCCCGGACUCAGCUACGAUCUCACGGACACCACGCAUGCAGAUUUAUCCAAGAACCGUUUUGGAGAGAUCCCUCCGGAAGUGUGUAUGUUUGCGCCGCUGGAGUCGCUCAACCUCUACCACAACUGCAUCAAGAUGAUUCCAGAAGCCAUCGUUAACUUACAGAUGCUUACAUACCUCAAUAUCAGUCGGAAUCAACUGUCUGUGCUGCCCAAGUUCCUGUUCAACCUGCCACUCCGAGUCCUGGUGGUCAGCAACAACAAACUGCUCUCCAUUCCGGACGACAUCGGCAAAGCCAAAGAUCUCAUGGAACUGGACAUAAGCUGUAAUGAAAUUCAGGUGCUUCCUACUCAGAUGGGGAAACUCCAUGCCUUAAGAGAACUAAACAUCAGAAGAAACUGCAUACAAGUCCUUCCCGAUGAGCUGUCGGAUCUGCCGUUGAUCAGGUUGGAUUUCUCAUGUAAUAAGAUCACAGAAAUCCCCUCAUCUUACCGCAAACUCUGCCAGAUCCAGCACAUCGUCCUCGACAACAACCCCAUGCAGUCCCCUCCUGCACAGAUCUGUCUGAAGGGGAAGAUUCACAUCUUUAAGUAUUUGAACAUGCAGGCGUGUCGGCUGGAGAAAAAGCCCGACUCGCUGGAUCUGCCCCUACCGGGCAAACGCUGUUUAGCACAACAGCUAACAGACAGCAUAGAGGAUUUUUACCCCAGUAAGAACCACGGACCUGAUUCGGGUAUUGGCAGUGACAACGGUGAUAAGAGACUAUCGACCACAGAGCCCUCAGAUGACGACACUAUUAGUCUACACUCUCAGGUGUCGGAGACGGCACGGGCCGAAGCCCACUCUCUCCUCUGCAAGCUGGAGUCUAACCGAGCAGAUCACGACCCGUAUGACUUCAUUGACCCAAACCCAGAUGAAGAUGUUGUUCUCUCUGAGGCUGACAUGCAGCAGAACACACCCUACAUCACAUGCAUCAAGGAACUGGAGAGGGUUCUUAAAACACACCAAAGCAAAGACAAGGAGAACUGGAAGGAAGAGUCUGGUUCAGAGAAAGAGCAGCUUGCUGAGGAAGAAGAUGAUGAGCUGAAGGAGGUUUUGGAUCUUCGAAAGAUUGCAGUGCAACUGCUGCAGCAGGAGCAACAGAACAGGUUUCUCAGUCAUUCCGGAGGAAGCAGCAAACAAAGAUCUCCCUCACAAACCGUUAGAAGUGCAUCAUUGGAUGAGGGAACCAGUACAUCUUCAGCGAUGUGCGGACAGGACGCCUACCUCACAGAUGAAGACACCGCUUUCUCUGAGCCUUCUUUAUCCUGCUCGUUCGAUGGAAGUUUGAAGUCUGAGAAUGGCGAUGGCGAGCCCAAGUGGCCGGAGCUUCCUCCCAUCCUAAACCAGAACGAAGACCGGAGACGACACAAAUACCUGAGGAAGGACUACCUCAAGUACAAGUGCCAAAGUGCACGAAGAAACUCAGCUGAAAAUGAUUGUGAGGAGGGAAUGCAUUCUGCAGACUUCAGCACAACAUUGACCGUCUUUGGCCUGAAGCCGAGAUCAGCGUUUUCCCGGAGCAGUCGCCAGGAGCUUGGCUCGACAGACCCCAGCUUCACGAUGAGGAGAAAGAUGGAGCAUCUCAGAGAGGAAAUGGAACAGAUACAGCUCCUGCGGCAGAAUCUGGAGUCACGGUUAAAGGUUUUGCUGCCUGAUGAUGUGGGUGCUGCUUUGAUGGACGGUGUUGUGUUGUGCCACCUGGCCAAUCACAUUCGACCUCGAUCCGUGGCCAGUAUUCAUGUGCCCUCGCCAGCAGUGCCAAAGUUGAGCAUGGCAAAGUGCCGGAGGAACGUUGAGAAUUUCCUAGAUGCUUGUAAGAAGCUUGGAGUGCCACAGGACAAGUUGUGUCUGCCUCAUCACAUUCUGGAGGAACGAGGUUUGGUGAAGGUUGGCAUCACCGUUCAAGCCUUGCUGGAUUUGUCAUCAUCCAAGCCAACUCAGACGUCCACCAUGUAGCACUCAAAUUGGGACAAAGCUCCCCAGACAAGCCAGGAUAUUCGGGCAUUCCCUAGCAUCGUCCAUUCUGCCUUACUUUUCUCUGAGCACUCUGCUGUUUCUUCUUCUCCUUUAGCCUCUGAAUGCUGACCACAGUGAACCUUUCUCUGACCAGAAGAAAGGGCUGGAACCUUCUAGCCUUAAUCCAAUUUCACACAGAUAUAUACAGUACUCGACUGAGGUAGAGGACUACCUCAUCAAGUGCAUUUUUCUUUUUUUUAUCUAUGGUUUUAAAAAAAAAAUGUUUCUCAAAUGCUGCACAACUCUACAAAAGGAUUUGGGAUUAAUUGUGUUUGUGGCUGCUAAAUGCUCAUGUAGCUAGCCAGUACCAAUUGACAAACACUGUGUAACACAAGCAGCAUCCAAUGUUAUAAUCACUUUUUUGAUUUUAUUUUGACCAUUAAGCAGCUUUGCCACCCCAAUAAAUGGCAAACUUUGUGAUAUUUAGGCAAUUCUCACGAAUUUGUUCUCUCGUCAUACCUCUGUUCUCCCUUAUUCAUUCUCUGCUAGACCCGAAGGCCCACAUGGACAAAGAGAGAAUUCUGACAGCUGAUUGGCUGAUAGGGAGCCACGGGCGGACUUUAUCAGACUUUAUCAGAUCGGCAAAAUGCCCUCUUCCUGCAUGAAGCCACUCUUCUGAAGUCUGGAAGAAUUCCUUGUACACAUGUAAGAAGAAGACUGAUUUUAAGUAGUGAAAAGUCAGGGAUCAGUGUUUUUUCCUCGAAUUCCUGACCAGACAAUGUGAAAUGUACAGAAGAUAUUGCGGAUGGAGCAACAUACACUCAAAGAAAAAAAAAAGAACCAACUUUUUUUUUCUUCUUUUUUUUAAUGGAUAAAUGAUAUGAAAUGCCUAGCAUUGUUUGGAUUAUUAUACUUUCAUUCAAUUACAAAGGUUUUAGUUAAAAUACAUACAUUUUUCUAAAUCACAGUUUUUAUUUGAGUCAAGUUUGAAUUCCUGAUGGAAUGCAGGUCUUAAGCACAGGACACACAUGCACACUCCCACA